UAAAAGAAAGCGAACUUUGUUUACAUACGAAGGAGGGAAGACUUACGCUUCAUAUCAAAAUGAAAACUUCAACCCAAUGUUUGAAAUUCCCGACAAUGUUCCCACAAGAAUUACAGAUAUAUGUGGAUCUAAUUCUGAAUGUAUUUACGAUUAUCUAGUUACAAACAACGAACAAUUUGGUCAACUGUCAGCUAAUUCGUCAGUCAUCUUUGACGAUAUUUUAGGACUAACUGCUCCAGUCGUCACCUGUGGAUUUCCGUCUGAUACUAGUAAUGCGGAAUGGCAUGCUAAUGGAUACACAGAGGGUUCGAUUGCACUUUUAAAUUGUACUAAAGGAUAUUACCCAGUUGAUGUCAACAUUAAAUGUUUACCCUCUGGAAACUGGUCCAGUGUCAAAGUAUCUUGCAUUCCGUUUCCGGACUGUGGAGGACCUUCGCCAGUUGCAAAUGGACUUUGGGUGCCAAACGAAGGAACAAAUGGAAAACGAGCAACUCUCAGAUGUAAAAAUGGGGUUUACGGAGAAGAAAUUGAAAUUUCUUGUACAGAUAAUGGAACAUGGACAGAGUUUGUCGGUCUUUGUUUGCCAGCACAGACUUUAGCUUCAACGUCCGAUUCAAAAUCAGGGAUGUCAACUGCGACUGUUACAAUGACUUUAUCAACAAAAACACUAACAGGUGACGAAAUCGUACAAUCAAGCCCUAGGGUACAUACUUCAAUCAGAACACGAAGACAAAAUUCGACACAAAGAUCUUCACAACAAAACCUGUCGUCAACUCCAUCAUCUACAACUCCAUCAUCAGAAACUACAAGUCCAGGAACGGUUACACAAACAACUGCAGCAAUAACAUCCACUGUUCAUAACCAACAAGAAAUAUCUCAAACUUCAGCAUCAUCUUCUUUACAGACAACUUCAAAUAUGCCACAAUCUCAGUUUGUAUCAGUGGAAUCAACAUUAUCCCUUGAGAUCAAAUCCACGCAAGAUAGUGUCUUGGAAAAUGGGCAAACAUCUCAGGCAAUAGAUGGAUCCACGACCAGAAAAUUAUCAUCCACACUUAAAUCUUCAAAUACAAAUGAAUCCACUGAUACUGAUAAUUUUACAAUUGCAGUUUCUGUUACAAUUUCAGUUGUAUGUUUAGUAAUAGUUAUCACUGUGAUUGCAAUAGCAUUGGCAAAAAUAUCAAAAAAAAGAAAAGAGGGAUCAAAGCGCUAUGAAAUACGGAAAUCGUAUGAUGAAGACAGGUCUUCAACCAAUAGUGAUCCUUCAAGCUUGUAUAACGUUCAAAUAAGGCGACCUCUAUAUGGACAAAAAUGGCCGCAUCAACAGCCGAAUCAUUUGCACUGAAGAUGGCAGACAUAAGAUAAAUAUAUGGCAAGUUUACCGAACGUUAUAUGUCUACGAAUAACUUAAUAUCUCUUUACACUAAAGCAAAUGUAAAUAUUGUAUAUUGAAGGGGCAGGCAAUUUCUGUAACAGUUAUCACAAACUAGCCAAAACAUUUACUAAAUUUUUUCAUCGAUAGAAGGACAUAAUUCGUAAAUAUAAAUCGACAUGCAGUCAUCUUAUAAGUUCGGGUAUUUCACAUCCAAUCUUUUAUGGUAAUAUUCUAUACAAAGCACAAAAAUGUCGGCAUUCAUUUCAAAAGCUAACCAAACCUUUAAACAGACUUAUUCAGAAGGGAUAUAGUUACGAUACUUUUGUCAGGUAAUUAAAGAUGGCAUAUUUUUGUAUUAAUAUUAAUUCACUCAUAGGGUCUUUCCAUCGGAAAUAAACACAUUUAUUCUAAAACCAGUUGUUGGCAUGAUACGGGUUAUGUUCUUCUCAUACGUUUUAUGAUGGUAUAAUACUAAACCCCUAACGGGAGGGAUUGCGUUUGAUUUGAUUUUUCAUAUGAUGAAGAUAUAAUCUUUCGAUCAGUUUAAAUGAGGUCUGGAGCUGGCUUGUCAGUAACUGCUAGUAGCCCUUUGUUAAUUUAUGUAUCAUUGUCAUUGCUUAGUUUCUUUUGCUACCUAUUCUGACAUCGGACUCGGACUUAUUUUAAACUGAGUUUUACUAUGCGUAUUGCUGUGUGUUUGUUUAUUCUACAUUGCUAGAGGUAUAGGGGAGGGUUGAGAUCUCACAAAACAUGUUUAACGCAGUCGCAUUUUUGCGCCUGUCCCAAGUCAGGAACCUUUGUUAGUCUUGUAUGUUUUUUUUUAAUUUUAGUUCAUUUAUGUUUUAGAUAUUUUCACUGAACUAGUACACAUUUUUGUUUAGGGGCCAGCUGAAGCCCGCAUCCGGGUGCGGGAUUUUCUCGCUGUAUUAAAGACCCAUUGUGGCUUUCGGCUGUUUUCUUUUCAUUGGUCGGGUUGUUGUCUCUUUGACAUAUUCCCCAUUUCCAUGCUCAAUUUUAAUCAUUCAAUUAAAUAGUAAUUUAAUUAAGUUUCACACUAUGUAAAGUCAAACCUGUAUUAAGCAGUCGUUCUUGGGAAGUAUUAAAAGUAAUCGCUCAUAAAAAGGUCGGGAUCAGUGUAAUUGUCUUAGUGUUUUCAAUCCGUAGAGUUAUCGGCUGUAAAUUUGAAGAAAUAAUCAAAAUAUAUUAAUAUCCGUUGAGAAAUAAGUCGGUGAUAUGGUAACGGAAAGGAGUAGAACGAGGAAUUCACGAAUUCACAUCCUAUUGCACAAAAUAUCCGUUGCUAACGGUUGUUAAGCGUUAAAAUGAAGAUUUUGUGCUACGAAUAGGUGACCGCUGACUGCGUUAGACAGGGGAACGCUGAUUUUAGUUUAAUUAUAUAGAGAAAACAUUUAGAAUGGUUUACAAUUGACCGUAAGAGGCAGGUGACCGCUGAAACGAGUUGACCGUUUAGGCAGGUUUGACUGUAUAUAAUAAGCAUAU
This is a messenger RNA of Mytilus californianus (California mussel), 2872 nucleotides long. RefSeq lists its product as uncharacterized. Lineage: Eukaryota; Metazoa; Mollusca; Bivalvia; Mytilida; Mytilidae. The transcript has 4 exons. Bases 77 to 1342 code for a protein of 421 amino acids. The record is from RefSeq and is a predicted model, not a curated record.